AUGCAUGUCCUUGGCAAGGCGCCGACUGUGUUUCUGUGCACACCUGAAGACUUUGAGGAUGUUCAGAAGACGCAAUAUGAAGCUUUUGGUAAGAAUCCUCUCUUUGUUGAGGCCGCAACUGACGUGCUCGGGCAAGGAGUGUUUGCGAUUAGUGGCCCGUUGUGGUAUCACCAACGCAAGGUCGCGAGUCGCUUAUUCUCGACGCAAAUGAUUCAGCACAAUAUGGACGUGGUGGUGUCGGAGAAAUGUAAACAGCUGAUGAGGAGUCUGGAUCUAGCUAGCUGGCGUGAAAACUCGACGAAUGGUGUGGUGAGGUUGAAGUGGAUGCUGGAUUUGUUCACAAUGGACGUGUUUUGCAAGGUCGGUUUUGGGAUCGAGAUGCAAGGCAUGGAAAGGCAGCCGAUAAUUGCCAUGUUGGAGGCAUUGCAGAGAUCUUCCGCCCGGAUUGUCGGACGUAUCCUAGAGCCCAGUUGGAGCUGGAAGUUCAGACGUUACUUACGUUUUGGCGCUGAGAAGCAGUUUGCGAGCGAUAUGAAGCGUGUGAAUGACAUGCUUUACAAAUUCAUCGCACGUUCAAUGAAAGAAAAGGCUAGUCGUGACGCUGGCAGCCACGAUGACUCGGAUUCUCGAAUGGAUCUUAUCUCGCUACACCUUGAGCAAGAAGCUGCUGAUAACGGAAAGGAUGGAGAGAUACUUCCAAAGAAGUUGCGUGAUUUCCUCGUAAGUUUCUUAGCGGCGGGACAAGAUACCACGGCGACCGCAAUGUCCUGGUUCGUCGUGAUGAUGAAUCGAUACCCGAAGGUACUCGAACGCGUGCGCGAGGAAAUACGCGACAAACUGCCUGAUCUUGCAAACGGUAAACAGCUGGUGCCGAGCCUCCACGAGGCUCAGCUAUCUAGUGUACUUGGAUGCAGCCGUUAG
Messenger RNA from Peronospora matthiolae, 921 nucleotides. NCBI's taxonomy places the organism in Eukaryota, Oomycota, Peronosporomycetes, Peronosporales, Peronosporaceae. The record is from the annotation of a GenBank genome assembly.